AUGUCUUUUGUCGUGGAUGCCAUCAGAAAAGCCCGCACGGCGGCGUCCGACGCCAUUCUCGACCGCGUGAGUCUCUACUGCCUGGCGCCCGUGUCGACCAACGCCCGAAGUCUCCGCAAAGAAUACGGCAAAGGCGCCAUUUCGGCGUGUGAAAACGACAGCGACAGCAUUUUGCCCUGCGAGCCGCUCCGCGUGGAACAUGGCGAGUUGGUGGAUGCAAGCGGCCGCACGCGUUUGCUCAAGGGAAUCAACUUGGACGGCGCCAUGAAGCUUCCGGUUGCGCCGGCACUAACUUCUGCCGACGGCGACUGUUCCAUGACGCAGAAUGUGUUUUUCGACGGCGACAGCGUUCUGUUUGUGGGCCGGCCGUUUGCCUUGGACGACGCCGAGGCGCAUUUCCGCCGCAUCAAGUCGUGGGGCUACAACACCAUCCGGUACCUCGUGACGUGGGAAGCCCUUGAACAUGCGGGGCCUGGCGUCUACGACGACGCGUUUGUGGCAUAUACGGUGGAGAUUCUCCGCGUGGCGCACCGCGUGGGCGGCUUGUACGUGUUUUUGGAGUGCCACCAGGACGUGUGGAGCCGUUUCUGCGGCGGCAGCGGCGCUCCCAUGUGGACGCUCUAUGCGGCGGGGCUCGAGCCGACCCGCUUCGAUGCUACAGAGGCCGCCAUGCUCCACAACUCGCCGCGGUUUGCGUCUCUGCCCAGCGACCUGGACUGCUACCCGAAAAUGCUCUGGACCACCAACUACUGCCGUUUGGCGCUGUUGACCAUGUUCACGCUCUUCUUUGCCGGCGAGACGUACUUCCCGCACUUGCAAAUCAACGGCGUCAGCAUCCAGACGUACUUGCAGGACCGCCUUUUUGGCGCUUUGGACCAUCUUUGGCGCGCCGUGGUGGCUGGAGUACCCGAAAUGGUCGAGUGCGGCUCGCUUUUCGGCUUUGAGCUGCUCAACGAGCCCAACCCGGGCUUGGUGGGCCACCCGGACUUGAAUGCGCUUCCAGAUCACCAGCAGCUCCGUUUAGAUACCACCCCAACGGUUUAUGAAAGCUUUUUGUUGGGCAUGGGCCUUCCGGUCAACGUCGACACCUACAAGAUCUCUGUCACUGGGCCGCAGAGAGAAGGGAAAAAGCUCGUCGACCCACGCGGCCAGCGGGCGUGGAUGCUGGUCGAAGAACGAGACGCCUGCGACAAAAAGUACGGCUGGACUCGCCAAGGCUGGCCCGACGGGUGUAUUUUCUUGGCCGCAGGCAUCUGGAAGUGGCGCGAACACGAGUGGAGCAAGGUGUGUAACCUGUCGCAGGCGGCGAGGAUGGAGUUUGUUCAAAACCAUUGCCGGUUGCGCAAGCCGUACUACUUCAGCGAGGUUUCGCCGCGGCUUUCGUUCAAAACUGUUGAUGAACGGCUCCCGCUGGUGAUCGACAGGGACUUUUUCAUCAACAACUUCUUCGUCGACUUCUACAUGCGACACAAGAAAAUGGUGCGUUCCGUGUGUCCUGGGGCGUUUGUGCUUAUUCAGCCUCCGGUGCUUGAGCUCCCGCCCAAAUUGGUGGACGAUCUGCGGUCCAUCAUCGACGAAAAGACAAUCUACUGUCCGCAUUACUACGACGGAAUGUCGUUGAUGUUCAAGACUUGGAAUUACCACUAUAAUGUCGACACGUUGGGCAUCAUGCGCGGCCGCUACUAUAACCCGGUCUUGGGCAUUGUGUUUGGCGAACGGGCCAUCCGUAACUGCAUCAAAAAACAGUUUGUCGAAAUCGUCCGCGAGGGAAGAGAGUAUCUCGGCAACAUCCCUGUUCUCAUGUCCGAAACCGGAAUGCCCUUUGACAUGGACAACAAGAAGGCCUACGAAAACGGCCGCUACCAGUUGCAGACUUCGGCGCUAGAUGCCAUUUCCGUUGCGUUGGAAGCGCUGAAUAUGCACCACACUUUCUGGUGCUACACCAGCAUCAACUCGCACAAAUGGGGCGACCGCUGGAACAACGAGGAUUUUUCCUUCUGGUCGCCCGAGGAUAGAGAUUUGAUGUUUGACGAUGAAGACGCACUGCCAAGCAGAUCGAGCCGAAGAAGCAGCGUCACUCCUUCGCUCAAAUCCUUUCGUCUGCUUCGUGAAACUGACGGCUAUCAGCUGGUGUUAAAGGCCAAGUUGAGCUACAGAAGAAAACGCUUAGUUGACAAUGCAUUGAAGUUGGCCUUUGGAGAGUCGCAGGAUAAAUCCGAAUUGCAAGACGCAGAAUCCACGGCCAGCCUAACUGACAGUUCGACUUUGAUCAGCCUCUCAAGCGACGACCUUCGAUAUCGCCAUUUGAAGAAGUGCUAUCCGUCGCCAGAUGGGGUUCGUGCGCCCAGCGCUGUGAUUCGGCCAUAUUUGAUAGCCACCGUUGGCCACGUCAAGUUCGCCGAGUUUGAUCUCAAGUCGUCAAAGUUUACAUUGACUCUCAAUUUCGAUGGUAAAAAACGCGAUAAGCUCCCCACUGUGGUAUUUGUGCCCAAAUGGCACUACCCCUACCUCAACUAUAGCGACAUCCAUUUGACGUCUGGCCAUGUGUUGUACAAUGAGCGACUUGAGUACUUGGAGUGGUUUCACCAGGAGGAGGACGGAACAAUAGAUUCUUCGCGGGCCGACGAGUCUCUCAUCAUCAAGAAUAGCAGCGGGAGAAUUGAGGACAUUGCACCUUCCAGCAGCAGCAGACGUUCUUCCGUGGGGCUGGUUGCAUAG
Messenger RNA from Clavispora lusitaniae ATCC 42720, 2718 nucleotides. RefSeq names its product hydrolase. The record is from RefSeq and is a predicted model, not a curated record. Gene Ontology annotation, biological process: ergosteryl 3-beta-D-glucoside catabolic process. Gene Ontology annotation, molecular function: steryl-beta-glucosidase activity. Lineage: Eukaryota; Fungi; Ascomycota; Pichiomycetes; Serinales; Metschnikowiaceae.